AUGAAUACUGCGAGCGAGAGGUUUGUCACGUUCCUCUGUUUCUUUCUGCUUCUCUUCAUGACAACGUUGUCAAACUCCCAACCAGACCGUUUUAUGAGACCCCUUCGUGGGAGUACCCUAGAAUACUUCGAGGUGGGUUACCCUCCGCCGUCACACGAACCCCCUCCGUCCUGUAGCCACCGUGUCCUCCACCACUCCUUCGCAAACACCAUCGACUCUCCUCCGUACACCACCUCCUACAGCCCUCCCCCGCGGUGCCCCGGCCCGUGGUCCCGCGUCGUGCUCCAUUUCCACGCCCGCUGCAAGGGCGAGCAGUACGACCGCAUCGCCGCCAUCUGGAUCGCCGGCGCCGAGAUCCUCCGCACCAGCACCGCCGAGCCCACCGCUGACGGCAUCUUCUGGAACGUCCGCAAGGACGUCACGAGAUAUUCCUCCCUCCUCGCCAAACCCAACCUCGAUCUCACCAUGAUGCUCGAAAACAUCGUCAACAACGAGUUCACUGGCGUCUACCACGUCACCGUCACUCUCCUCUACUACAACGAGUACACCCUUAAGGCCCCCGUCCGAGUUCCGUUUGUCCCCUGCCCUGAGGAGCUCACUUUCAAUCCAAUUUCUCUGCCCAAAUCUCGAUCUCUUAUCCAGGAUCCUGGCUCCAGAGGCGUAUAUGAGUCACCGGCGGAUUUGAUUAUUCCGAUAUCUGAUGAUGGACGGCGAGGGUUUUGGUUCAAGGUGGAGAAGGAGAAAAGUUCCUGCUCCCGGAAAAUUCGAAUUCCGAGAAACACCUAUCGCGCGGUGCUUGAACUGUACGUUUCUUUUCACGGAAACGACGAGUUUUGGUACUCGAACCCGCCGACUUCGUACAUCACGGCAAACGGUUUGGCGACGAAGCGUGGGAACGGCGCGUACAGGGAAGUUUACGUAACGAUCGACGGCCAGGUUGUCGGGUCGGAGGUUCCAUUUCCGGUGAUAUUCACCGGCGGGAUCAACCCUUUGUUCUGGGAGCCCAUGGUGGCGAUCGGGGCUUUUAACCUUCCCUCAUACGACAUUGAUUUGACGCCGUUUUUGGGGAAAGUUCUGGAUGGGAAGGAGCACGUGUUCGGAAUAGGGGUGGUGAAGGGUAUAUCUUACUGGCUGAUAAACGCAAACUUACAUCUUUGGUUGGACCAUGAAUCGAUGGUGGUUCAUGCUAAUCCCGUGGUUCAUCACAGUCCUGAAACUUCCAUCGAACGGCAAGAGGGGUUUCGAGGGCUUGAUGGGUCGUUUGAUGUGGACGCGGAGCAGGAAAUGCACAUCACAGGGUGGGUCAUGACUAGUGCUGGCAACAUCACCACCACAGUUUCUCAGGGAUUCUCGUUCAAGAACUUCAUAAAGUUCCAACACAAUGGGAGUAUCAAGACCGUUAAGCAGAAGUUCAAGGCAAAGAAAAAAGUGAAGGUGAUCGAUGGAAAUGGUGAAUCUAUCACCAGGUUGAAGGUUAGACGAAGGUACCCUUUAAGGGUUGUCACCACCACUAAGGAGUUUCCCGAUGGUACAUACCAGCUUGUCACAGAGCUUUCUCAUACUCUCAAUGAGAAGCAUGUAAGUGGGUGCUUCUCGAAAUCCAUUACCAAUGCCCAGAAUUCCAAGGGCUGGAUCGAGGUGAAGGGUCACUCUGUUGUGUCGGGUCAGGCAAGCACCACGCAGAAUUAUAGUUAUGUUGAUGGGUUCAUGUGCUACUCCCGGAAUGUUGCAGCGGCUGAUGGAAGGAUUGUCUUGGACAAUUCAACUUUUGUUUGUGAAGAGUGAAGAUUCUUUGUAGUUUCUUGUAGCGUACAUGUUUUUAUGUAGUUUCCUGCAUAGGGUUUUAGUUUUAUUUUUUCUAGGAACAGGAAUGUGUAGUAGUGUAGUAUCUUUUGAAUCUGCAUGUAUGUAUGUAUGUAUUGCUUCCAUUCAGCCACUGUGCCUGGAUCUAGACACAGAAGAAAACACAGGCUAAUGAAAAUCUAAAAAGCUUCUCCGUAA
Messenger RNA from Vigna angularis (adzuki bean), 2001 nucleotides. RefSeq names its product peptide-N4-(N-acetyl-beta-glucosaminyl)asparagine amidase A. The record is from RefSeq and is a predicted model, not a curated record. Lineage: Eukaryota; Viridiplantae; Streptophyta; Magnoliopsida; Fabales; Fabaceae. The transcript has a single exon. Gene Ontology annotation, cellular component: vacuole. The coding region runs from base 1 to 1785 and encodes 594 amino acids.